This is a messenger RNA of Gadus macrocephalus (Pacific cod), 1315 nucleotides long. It is a transcript of the gene tmem106a, whose product is annotated as transmembrane protein 106A. The record is from RefSeq and is a predicted model, not a curated record. The transcript has 7 exons. NCBI's taxonomy places the organism in Eukaryota, Metazoa, Chordata, Actinopteri, Gadiformes, Gadidae. The coding region runs from base 236 to 1147 and encodes 303 amino acids.
UCCUCGGGCAGCUGACCCUAGGCCAGUCUGCUGAACUGAGGUGUGGCGUUUUUACGCAGGUCUAACUGAUCAGGGAUCGGUCUGGUGAACUGAAGCGUGCCGGUCUGAAGUAGGAAGUGGAUGUUUCUCUUGAUAGGGGCGGGGACGGUCUAUGAUCAGCGAUCACCCCCCAUGAGUCCAAACGUCAUAUCGACGAGACGUCUCUCUGCGAGGCGUUUAGCAGCUGAAAGCCCUGAUGGUUCUUCCAGGUUACCCCGGCGGCGGCAGCUACGCCCCGCUAAAGUGGAAGGAGCCCAAGGGACCCAUGGAGAACAGCCUUCUGUCCACGCCGUCCGUACGGCAGUACGGCAGCAUGGCAGCACGGCAGUACGGCAGCGGGGGCUGCACCGGCGACACCUGCCCCACCUGCCGAGGCACCGGUCGCAUCCCCAGGGGCCAGGAGGACAUGUUGGUGGCAGUGAUACCGUGUAACGACGUCAGGCUGAAGCCCCAACGCACGAAGCUGUACGUGUGCCUCUCCAUGGGGCUGUGCCUGGUGAUCUGCUGCCUCAUCCUCUACUUCCUGUUCCCGCGGACCGUGGUCCUGGUCCCCGUGUUCGUCCAGUCGGUCACCGUCUACUUCACCCCCGAGGCCGUCAGCCUGGAGGUCACGAACCUCGUCAACAUCUCCAAUGAGAACUUCUUUCCCGUUCAAAUCGUGGAGCUGGACAUUCAGGGCCUGAUCUUGAAGACCAUCAUGGGGAAGUCCAAGCAGUGCAACGUGACCCGCCUGGACGCCCGCUCGCAGCUCUUGAACCUACUGCCAGUCGAAAGCCAUCCCCCUCCACACUCUGUUCCUGGAGCUGCAGAUUACGAUGCAGGUGUCAUACCUGUCUCACAACGAGCAGUUCUUCAUGAACAUCUACGAGUACAUCGACUGUGGCAACAACUCCACCGUUCCACACCUGCCUGCCUGACUGCCCAGGAGUCGUUUCCCAAAUGCGUUUUUUGUUUGGACAUCGGAUCCAGCGGCAGAGAGCUGCUCGAUGAGUACGGAUGGCGAGCGGUGGGCGUGGUGAAGAGUGCCUGCUCCUGUGUAGUGAUGGGUUUGCAUCCGUUUGCACGUGAAGCCCCAAGGCUCCUAACAGCUUGGUUUUUAGGACUGUGAUGUUUUGUUAACUAACUGCACUUUUAUUUGAAAUUGAUUUUGUUAAAUAUAUGCCAUGAUUGACAUGUGCUAUGUUUAUGUCAGUCUUUCCUUUUUGUAAACUGAAUCAGUGGCAUAGUGUGUGCUUUGAAGGGAAAUUAUAAUAAAGUCACUUUGGUCAAGCAACAA